This is a messenger RNA of Stylonychia lemnae, 2031 nucleotides long. The record is from the annotation of a GenBank genome assembly. NCBI's taxonomy places the organism in Eukaryota, Ciliophora, Spirotrichea, Sporadotrichida, Oxytrichidae.
AUGAUUUCGGUUGUGAGAAUACCAAUAGUAGACAUUAAGAAGAUAACAAAGAGGAAGGUGCUAGGGAUAUUUAACUCAGCUAUGGAGAUCUUAACCAUUGAUUAAAAUUUUAACUUUUGCUCUUUCCAAGAUAGAGAUACUGCUUACGAUAGAAUAUUUGCCCUCUGGAAGGUCUCAUCUCCAUAUGCUAAAACUAAUUGGAUUGAGGAAGAUGCUGAUAAUCCUUUUAUCGAGAGUGAUAAUAAGCCGAUAAAAAAGAGUUCUAUUGAGUCCCCAAAUGAUCCAAAAUCCUAAACUUAAAAAUUACCUAGGAAACAGGAUUUGAAUAUUGUGAAAGAAGGUAACAAUUACAUCAUGACCACCUAAGAUUAGAAAAAUAGGAAGUCACUGCAACGAAAUCCACAACAGACUGUUGUCCAUUCUUAAAAGUUAUGGCACGCUCAGAAUCUUAAUGGGCGUAAGUCCAUGGUCGAGCAUGAUAAGAAUUCGAUAAAAAGUGAAGAUUUCCUUGAUAAGAACUAAAUUGUUCUUGAACCUAAUCAUAUCCUUAAUACUGAGACAAGAAAAGACGAGGCUCUAGUUGAUAAUAAAAGUGACAAUCUAGCAAGCCUCAAUAAGAAUUAGGUUGUGGUUGAAAACGCGAGAAGAAUCUCUCACGUGAAGAGAACGAUGUCUGUUAAGAUAACUGAUUUUCAGCAUUCAUUAGGAGAUGAAAGAUAUUUUACUGAUUUCUAGAAUGAAGAUGAUCAAUUUUAAAACUUAGAGAGAAUUGAAUAUAGCCACCAUGCUUAAUCCUUUGCUAUUGAUCAUAUCAGUCAAGAAAACGGUGUCUAGUUUGAUACUGGUAGCUAGGAGAAGCAGAUCAUGGUCAGUUCUCCAUCUUUGGAUGAUCAGAUAAUUGUUUAGAAAGAAUAUACAGACGAGGAAAUGAUGGCUUAUCUAGAAAAGCAGAUGCCACCAGAAAAUACUUAGUAUUUAUUUGACUUGGGAGUCAAGGUUUUCCCAGUCACGUUGGAUGAGUUUUAUGACCUUUUCCUUAAGAAAGAUGGACCGAUGAGCAUGCAGGCUUACCUCAACAUAAAAAAAUUCAAGGAUAUUGUUAUAGAAGAUGUCAAGACUGAUACCUUACCAAAAAAAGAGGGAGAGACUCAAGAGCAAUUUAUUAUUACUCUGACCUUGCCCGUUGCAGGUAUACCUUUUAUAAAGGCAACGAAAUUAGUAAAGAAUUUCAGACUAACUAGAUAUGGAAACUAAAAGAUUUUUGUCAAUAUGGAGAAUAGGACACCAGAUGUACCCUAUGGUGAUCAUUUUUAUCAAGAAGAGAGAUGGACUGUUCUCUCGCCAUUUGAAGGUUCAAAGAAAGUUAUCUUAAAAUGCCAAAAUUAGACCUUCUUUGUGAAGAAUACUAUCUUCAAAACUAAAAUUUACAGUAGAUCAGAGACUGACAUCAAGCAGUACUUUGUUGAUCUGAUGAAAAUAUAUGAUCAAUCUGGCAUCUUAAGCCCUGAAAAACUCUAAGAAUACAGAAACUAAAGAAAGGCUAAUAUGAUUUAAAAAGCCAUUGAUAAAAAUCUUGAUUAGAACCUAGAAUCAGACGAAGUAAAUAUCUCUCCUAACAAAUUAAAUGAAUUAAAUGAUAUUGUUCCUGAUCUUCAUGUUGCAGAGUUAAAAGAAGUAAGAAAUGAACUAAUUCUAGUUCAAGAUAAAUUAAAUUCAAAUAAUAAGUAGCAAGCAUAGCUUGAUCUCAUGAACUUAUAAUCUGGAAACUAAGACCUUAACAAUCAGAAACCUAUCGAAAUGAUCCAUAAAAUUAUAGAAUUUAAAUUUGAAAAAAUACUGAUCCUUUUGCUGCUCUUGAUUAUCGUUAUCCUUUCAAUCUUGGUCUAUCUUCAGUAUACAGAGAUAAAGGCUAUAAGAACAGAUCUAGAUAUUUUGAUUUAAAUUAUGAAGAAUUAAAACAAUGCUAAAGUGAGUGGUGAUAUUAAUCAAACUGUACAAGUAACAAGUUAAAUAAUAAAUACAGAUUUGUGA